CUCUCUCCUCUCUCCUCUCUCCUCUGUGGACGGAUUCUUUAUAACCAACCCUGUUCUCCAAUUCUCCUCCACUCUCUCUGGAGAAACCUCUCUCAACUUGAACGCCCAGCAGCCAUGGACGAAGAAACCAUUUGCCCUUCAGAUACCGAUCUAGACUUCAGCUUCACCAGCUGUACUUCCAAUACCUCCACUGAUCGCCGCACCUUCACCUCAUCUAGUGCUCGCAGCAGUCUCACCCUCAGCUUCAACGAGUCCCGCCUCUCCACCACCACCACCAACUCCGGAGCACGACACCACCAGAUCAGAUCCAACCCACAUUGGUCCGCAAUUAACGCCGCCACCAACCUCUCCUCCGACGGCUCCUUACGCCUCCACCACCUUAAGCUCAUCCGCCACAUCGGCACCGGCAACCUUGGCCGUGUCUUCCUCUGCCGUAUAAAGGACUACGAUGGCGAUAACUUCGCCCUUAAGGUGGUCGAUAAAGAAGCCCUUACAGCCAAGAAGCUCUCCCACGUCCAGAUGGAAUCUCAAAUUCUCUCCACCGUCGAUCACCCAUUCCUUCCCACCCUCUACGCUCAUCUCGAGGUUUCCCAUUAUUCGUGUUUGCUGAUCGAUUACUGUCCCGGUGGGGACCUACAUGCCUUACUUCGUAAACAACCGGAGAAUCGUUUCCGAGUUAACACGGUUAGGUUCUUUGCGGCGGAGGUGCUGGUGGCGUUAGAAUAUCUACACGCGCAGGGAGUGGUUUACCGAGAUUUGAAGCCAGAGAACGUCUUGAUUAGAGAUGAUGGACAUAUUAUGCUGUCGGACUUUGACUUGUGCUUCAAAGCCGAUGUGGUCCCCACCAUCGAAACAACAACAACCACCACGUCAUCGGUUAUCAGGUCAACGAUGUCGAAGAAAAAGAGCCGUUAUCGUUACUAUUACGGCUGUUUGGGGAGGCGGCGCCGCUGGAGAAUGGAGCGGAAAGUGGAAGUGAAGAGGGAGUUUGUGGCGGAGCCCACGGCGGCGUUCUCGAAAUCGUGCGUGGGAACACACGAGUACCUUGCGCCGGAAUUGGUGAGUGGUAACGGUCACGGUAAUGGAGUAGACUGGUGGGCCUUUGGGGUGUUCAUGUACGAGUUAUUGUACGGGCGGACGCCGUUUAUGGGUCCGACUAAAGAGGCUACACUGCGUAAUAUAGCAUCGUCCAGGCAAUUUAGGCUCCCGGGGAGUGCUGGGGAGGAGGGGGAAGAGGAGGCCAGAGAUCUUAUACACAGGUUGCUAGUGAAGGACCCGAGGGGGAGGCUAGGGUGCGCUAAGGGUGCCACUGAUAUCAAGAGGCACCCUUUCUUCGAUGGGAUCAAGUGGCCAUUAAUACGCACGUAUAGACCACCAGAGGAGGUCCGUGGUUUACUGGGGCUGAGGAGGAAAUCGACGCUUAUGAGCAGUAGGGUUUCUGCAACUUGUUCAUCUUCAUCAUCAAGGAGAAGGCAUUGGCCUUGGACUUGGAAGGGCUUGGGAGAUCUUCUGAAGUCAAGGAGGGUUUCCAAAGUGACUUUAGAUAUGAACUACCAUUAACGGUAAGAGUAGGAAAUGGAUAGCCUUUGUUUUUCACAUGAAUUUCGGUUUUCCUUCUUUUUCUCUCUGUCUGUAUUAUGAUCUUGAGGUCAAUCGGCGGUAGUUGUAUGUAAAUAUAGUGUAACCAAAGAGAUAAUUCCAUAGAAGAUCUUUAUGAUA
Macadamia integrifolia is the source of this 1719-nucleotide messenger RNA. Its product is annotated as serine/threonine-protein kinase WAG1-like. Gene Ontology annotation, molecular function: protein serine/threonine kinase activity; ATP binding. Gene Ontology annotation, cellular component: cytoplasm; nucleus; plasma membrane. Gene Ontology annotation, biological process: protein phosphorylation. The record is from RefSeq and is a predicted model, not a curated record. The coding region runs from base 115 to 1560 and encodes 481 amino acids. The transcript has a single exon. Lineage: Eukaryota; Viridiplantae; Streptophyta; Magnoliopsida; Proteales; Proteaceae.